Molecule: messenger RNA, 1101 nt
Organism: Funneliformis geosporum
Lineage: Eukaryota; Fungi; Glomeromycota; Glomeromycetes; Glomerales; Glomeraceae
Source: the annotation of a GenBank genome assembly
AUGCUUAUAAAAACUUCAGAACAACUUCCCUCAAGUUAUAGCUUACCACCACCUCCACCACCCAAUCCUCAACUAAGCUCACAAGUAAACGGAAGAGGAAAAGGUCGAGGACGAGGUCGCGGUUAUGCACAUAGUCAAGGUCGUUACUAUAACGCACAAGACGUUACUGUUAGUCAAUAUAAUUAUCAAUCUAAUUAUCAACGUAAAUGGCGAUGUGAACCUUGCGUAAAGAGCUUCGCUCACGAAGCUCAAUUAAAAUAUCAUAUGAAUUUACACAGAAAGUGCGAUCAUUGUGAAUUUUCAGCAAUGACAAAUAUUUUAAAAACGCACUUAUUCGAAGUUCACAAAUUAGGAAGUAAUCCUAUGAAGUCUGAUGAAUCCCUUAAAGCAGUAAUGGAUUUCCAUCUGGAUACUCCUGAAGCGAUUGCAAAGUGGAUUGAGCAGCGAAAGAAAAACUACCCAACAGAUGUCAACAUAGAACGCAAAAAAAAAUUAGAAGCUGCUAGGAUGGCUCGUGGUAAAGUCCUUAAGUCCCAGGCUCAAAAGAAACAGCUUUUAUAUUAUGCAAAUGGAAAAAAAGAUGACAUAGCAAUUAAGAAGAGACGAUUUGAGUUUGGAGGCCGUAAUACAAAGUUCGGUGAUCAUAAUGAAGAUGCCGGUCCAUGUGGAAUAACCGAUUUUUCGACGGGUUCAAAAAAAGAUCAAAUAAAUGGAAGAUUAUACAGACAAAUAUGUAUUAAAUACAGACAAGGCCAUUGUCCAAGGGGUAAAAACUGCACAAACAAACAUGCAGGAAAGAUGAUUUGUCCUCCAAUCCAACGCCCUCCCGAUCAUGCUAGAUGUAGGCAAAGAAAUCUUCGAGAUCUUCUAUUAUACAAAGAAUUUGUAGAGGAAAAAAAUGUGAUUUUACAAUGCAUCAGACAUAUAGCAAACAAAAAAUUUUUCGGGGUGGUUACCAAUAAAUCUAUAAGAGAUGCCAAAAAGAGAGGUGAAGCGCUUGUUGUUGAAGUUAACAGUAAUCAAGCUCCCGCAUCAACUCCUGGCAAGACAAAGAAAAGCAAACAUCUGAUCAAACAAUGGUCACUAAAUCAAACCGGUUAA